AUGAAGCUUGGUUCAGGAGAUGAAACGGCGCCCAAGCUCAAUCUCGACCUCGAGCUACUGACCCGCGGCGACGACGAACAUGAGAAGGCGAAGCCGCACAGGAAGCGGAAGAGGGCGGCCGCCGCCGACGGCGUGUUCGAGUGCAAGACGUGCCACCUCCGGUUUGCAACGUUCCAAGCGCUGGGCGGCCACCGGACCAGCCACAUGCGCUGCGACCGGAAGGCGGGCCGACUGGAGAAGGCCGGCGUGUGCCACCGGUGCACGGUGUGCGGAGCGAGGUUCGAGAUGGGGCAGGCUUUGGGCGGCCACAUGCGGCGGCACAAGGCCGCGGGUGGGUGUUGGAAGGAGCGGAGGAGGGCGAGGGAGGUGGUGGAGAUUGGGGUGGUGCCUUUGGAGGUUAACAUGUUUGAUGUGGUGCGGAGAAGCGCCAGUGCUUGUGAGCUCCUACAAUUGUUUGUUUGA
Zingiber officinale is the source of this 462-nucleotide messenger RNA. Its product is annotated as zinc finger protein ZAT18-like. The transcript has a single exon. The coding region runs from base 1 to 462 and encodes 153 amino acids. Lineage: Eukaryota; Viridiplantae; Streptophyta; Magnoliopsida; Zingiberales; Zingiberaceae. The record is from RefSeq and is a predicted model, not a curated record.